AUGCAUAUCAAAUGUUUAUUUUCAUUUCUUUAUAGUAUGGAAGUUUCAAUUGUUGCUUUGCAAUUCAGUCCAUAUCCUAAAUUAGACAAAAUUCCUACUGUUUAUCGUUAUCUUGUUUAUCUUAUAAGUUGGGGACUGGUAACUAUAUUCACUCUUGUCAGUUAUGGAAUUCUUCGAUUUAUUAGACGUAAUGAUAAUGAUAUUGGUGAACAUAUUAUUGAGUGA
This is a messenger RNA of Schistosoma rodhaini, 225 nucleotides long. NCBI's taxonomy places the organism in Eukaryota, Metazoa, Platyhelminthes, Trematoda, Strigeidida, Schistosomatidae. The record is from the annotation of a GenBank genome assembly.